Malaya genurostris is the source of this 778-nucleotide messenger RNA. RefSeq names its product prefoldin subunit 3 (gene mgr). Gene Ontology annotation, molecular function: tubulin binding. Gene Ontology annotation, cellular component: prefoldin complex; cytoplasm. Bases 99 to 671 code for a protein of 190 amino acids. Gene Ontology annotation, biological process: tubulin complex assembly; microtubule-based process; protein folding. The transcript is spliced from 2 exons. Lineage: Eukaryota; Metazoa; Arthropoda; Insecta; Diptera; Culicidae. The record is from RefSeq and is a predicted model, not a curated record.
GAAAUGUUUACCUGGCAUCUCUGUUCUUGAAAGAUCCCUAAAGCUGUGCGUAUGUGAAAAAGCAAUUAAAAAUUAAGAAUUCUGUGAGAAAUAUUGAAAUGGAAAACAUUAUACUCCCUAAACUUGAUAGUCACCAAAAGUCGUAUGCUGGCAUUCCAGAAGCAAUAUUUGUGGAGGAUGUGGAAUCUUUCAUGAAGUUAUCUGGUAGCGAUGAAAAUGUAGAAAAAGUUCUGAAGAACCUCGACGAGCAGCAUAGCAAGUACAAGUUUAUGGAGUUUAACAUUAUUUCUCGAAAACGGCGUCUUCGACAGCAAAUUCCAGAUCUGGCCAAAAGUAUCGAAAUGGUUACCAUUCUAAAAAGUCAGACCGAUGACCAGGAAACGCAAUUUCUUUUAAGCGAAGGCGUCUUUGUAAAAACUCGUAUACCACCAUCGAAAACAGUUUGCUUAUGGUUGGGUGCUAAUGUUAUGCUGGAGUAUCCGCUAGACGAAGCGGAUGAACUACUUCGACAAAACAAAAAUUCAGCUGAGGUGAAUUUAAAAUGUCUAGAACAUGAUCAAGAGUUUUUGCGAGAUCAAAUAACCACAACAGAAGUGAACAUGGCUCGAGUUCAUAAUUAUGAUGUUAAAAAACGGCAAGCUAAGAAAGUUACUGAAGAUGAAGAGAACUAGCAUCGUAAACAUUUAUAACAUGAAUGAAUGCAUUAUAUUUGGAAUCCUUAACUUGUUUCGCAAUUGAAACGAUGUCUAAUAAAAGAAAAAUUACAUAUUUUUACAAA